AUGCGUUUUCGAAGUCAACUGACUAACAUUGUCACCUUCACCAAAUUGACAGCUUCCCUCUCAUCGCUAGGGAAAGUCUGCUGGAUGCGCCUGGAAGAUGGCAUCGUCCGCUUCACCAUCAUCCCCGACCAAGGCACGCAAGUGUGGGCCCAGUUACCAGUCGACGCCAUCUUCGACGAACCAACCUACACCCUCCAAUCCAACUCAGGAGUCAUCAACCUCGAAGUGCCAAUCGGCGCGCUCCAUCGCGCCCUCCGCUCCGCAACAGGCGCCACCUCCGCCCAACUCCGCCUCACAAAGAAAGGCAACAUCCCCCUCCUCGCACUAACCGUCCUCUCCUCCUCCUGGACAACAGGCUCAAACGCCCUCGGGAUCACCAACCCGGUCAAUGGAACCGCUGCCGCCGCAGCCCCAGGAGCUGCUGCAGGCGUGACGGGGCCCCGCGAACGCGAAACGGUAAUCACGCAAGAAAUCCCCGUCAAGGUCCUACACGAAAGCGCAGUCGAAGGCCUACACGAGCCGCGCUGCCGCGAUCCAGACGUGCACAUCAUCCUCCCGAGCCUGGCACACCUGAAAAGCAUCUCGGAGCGCUUCUCGAAGCUAGCGGGGGACGCGCGACCCGCUGCCAGCGGCGGGAUUGUGUCCUCGACGCUGACGUCGCCCAAGCUCGAGUUAUCGGCGAAUAUGCAUGGCUCGCUGAGGCUGGCGAUUGCGACCGAUGCGCUGCGCAUCUCGAGUGUGUGGAGUGAUCUCGUGAACCCGCCGCUGGAUCCGGCGGGGAUGUCGCAGAGUGAGAUUGAGCAGUUGCCCAGUGAGAGGAUGCGGGCGCUGGGGAGUGAUGACGAGGCGGGGUGGGCUAAGGUGCGGAUCGAUGCUAAGGAUUGGAGUCGGGUGUUGAGUAUUGGGCGGCUGAGCCCGAAGGUGGUUGCCUGUUUCAUCCACGAGACGGCCCUGAUUCUGUAUGUUUACUUACCACAAAGUUGGAAUGGGGAGGAUUCGUGCUUGACAGAAGUCGUGCAGCGCAACUGUGUGCGCCAGACGUAUAUGCAAACAUGCAAGGAGAAAUCUUGCAAAGCGCCGCCAAAACAGGCCGCUAUCAUUCAAGCCGAACCCGGCAUGCAAGCUUCUAAGCAAACUCAACAUCAAUGGUUCUAUGACCGGACCGAGUAUAUGCAUAUCACAUUUUGCAAGAAGUGA
Molecule: messenger RNA, 1197 nt
Organism: Aspergillus fischeri NRRL 181
Lineage: Eukaryota; Fungi; Ascomycota; Eurotiomycetes; Eurotiales; Aspergillaceae
Product: checkpoint protein HUS1 family protein
Exons: 5
Coding region: 1-1197 (398 amino acids)
Biological process (GO): telomere maintenance; meiotic DNA integrity checkpoint signaling; mitotic DNA replication checkpoint signaling
Cellular component (GO): site of double-strand break; checkpoint clamp complex; nucleolus
Source: RefSeq, a predicted model, not a curated record